CAACACCAGCAGCCACAUGUCAUUGCCUUUAGCACUCGGGUCACUUUCCACCAUCCAUCUUCCCCCUUGUAUCCAGGUUGUCUUGGCUACGUCUGCUCUCCGCUCCGGUUGUUCUGCCUCAAUUGAGAAACGAGAACCCCAGAUCCAACACGCAAAGCUCCUGGGCAGCAUCCUUGGCUAGAACGGAUAGCUUGCUGCCAUCGGCCGUCUCCGAGCUCUCUUCAUAAAAGCAGGCUUGCCGCCCCUCCACGACCACCUUCUCUCUCCUCCUCCUCCUCCUCCCUCUUUCUUCCACGAUUCCGCACCUCCCCCUCCAAACAACCACCACUCGACCUCGAGUCCCACCUCGACCCGUGAAGCAACAGCACUCUCUCUUGGAGUGUAUAGCUAGUUCUAACGGUAAGUUCUCCUCGGAUCGACAACCCUUCCCAUCCCCCUCGCAACACCCAGCCCCAGACACGAUGUGAUGAAAGACAAGAUAUGCUUCGAGGUAUCUCAAGAGCUCGGCCACCUCGUGAGAACUACGACAGCCUUUGAUCGAAGGCAAUGGACAAUCUGGCCAGCAUGCGACAAACAUCAACACCCCGCUCCAUGCCCACCAAGGUCUCGGGCGCCGCCAAGGGAUCUUCCGAAGCUCUAUCUCUGGAUGACGUCGAAACUCAGCAUGUCCACCCAACUGCGGGGCCCCGAUAACCACUCCGGCGCAUCCAAUUUAUCCCACAACGAAGCCGAAACCCCUCCUCCCAAGAAACAAGCAACUCCUCGCCCGCCAUUCAUAUUUGGGCGGCAGGUACCGGGCGAACACGGGCGAACGCGGGCGUCUCUGCUUGUGCUCCGAAGUGUGGAUAUGACAUGGUGGAUUUCGGAUGUGGAUGCGAAUGGAGGGGGUGGUGGUGCUAGUGGUGGGGGAACACACACACCCUCCCCCGCUCUCACACUCCCAAUCCCGGUCUUGGCCCCCCCGCCCCUCCCACCCCGCCUCCAUAUUGCGUUACGACGUGCCGACGCCGUUUGGUGCUUGGUACAUGUCGGCAAGGACAGGCAGGCGUCAUGAAAGGCUUCGGUUCUCGCCUAUCGAUGAUAGGAUGGGUGCUCCUAUCAAAGCUGCGGGAAUAUAGCCGCAUGGACACACGAUAAGGCCUCUGGGUGCUACACGCCUGUCGUCAUCCCGCGCCGGUUGGGGUUCUACCGUUCUUUGGAUGGUCCAGAUUGCAUCACAAGUCUUGGGAGCUAUUGCUCAGGAGAGCUGCCUAUCAAGGAGCAUGCAUCAUGCCACGCCAAUAUCCGAUGCCUCGAGACAUCUAGACCCGUCCCCCACUACUUGGGACGAUCCCACGCUGGGCACUUGUCGGCCACCUUCUGCCUCUGAUAACAACUAUUCAGCAUUCUGGCUGUGGUUGACCGGCUCUGGGUGGGGUGAUGGUCCUGUCUGGUGGCUACACACAGCGUUCGGAUACGGGACGUAGCUGGCAGCUCAAGCUUUGGGCCACAAAGCCCUCAAAUGAGUUCCGUGACUGCCUUGAGGGCUUUUCACCUGUCUCGCGGCGACGUGGCGUAACCCGCACAUUCACACUGGACCAUUGGUCCUCUCCCUCGAACUUUAAACAGUUUCCCACCACCCAUCUGUCAGAUUUCACUCACAGCGCCAGACUUCGAGGAUCCCUCACGCACUAUCUUGUCUUUGACUAACACCUUGGAACAAAGAAUUACUUCGUAUAGUCUUGGAGCUAAUCAUAUCUCGUAUCCUGUAGACCCUUCCAUCCUUCGCAGUUAUCAAGCUGCUUUUUGAUACCCCGCCCGUUGGCCAGGUCACGUCAGACAAGCAACACUCCUUCGCGUCUUGACAAGCAGAAGCUUGCCUAGCAUGGGCGAGAUCAAGCUGACCCCAGAAUUUGAUGAUCGACAGACUCACCUAGAGUCUGAGCAAUACAACUACCAGCCCUAUGAAUACCAGACAGAAAACAACGACUCGUGGGCUGGUGCUCUUCCGGUGAAGCAGGGGUUGUAUGAUCCCUCACUCGAGAAAGAUGCGUGCGGUGUGGGCUUUGCUUGCCACAUCAAGGGCAAGGCUAGCCACAAAAUCGUCAGCGAUGCGCGAAACCUUCUAUGCAACAUGACCCAUCGUGGUGCCGUGGGAUCUGAUGCGCGAGAUGGUGAUGGUGCUGGUGUCAUGACAUCCAUUCCCCACAAGUUCUUUGUCAAGAACUUUGAGCGUGAGGAGGGCAUCAAGCUUCCUCCAUUGGGACAGUACGCUGUGGGCAAUCUGUUCUUCAAGCCUGAUCCAGAGACCCUGCAAGAGUCCAAGCGGCAGUUGGAAGAUAUUGCCGAGUCCUUGGGCUUGAGAGUCCUCGGGUGGCGAGAGCUUCCCGUGGACUCCACUCUCCUUGGUCCGGCUGCUGCUUCUCGCGAGCCUACCAUUCUGCAGCCCUUUGUGGUUCUCCAGUCUGCCUAUGGUUCUGGGGAUGCUCCUGAGAUCACGGACGCAGACAAGUUCGAUGACAGGCUGUUCGAGAGACAACUCUAUGUCCUCCGGAAGCGUGCCACCCGCACCGUCGGGCUUCAGAACUGGUUCUACAUCUGCUCUCUGUCGAACAAGAACAUUGUUUACAAGGGACAGUUGGCUCCAGUACAAGUCUACCAAUACUACCACGAUUUGGUGAAUGCUGAUUAUGAGGCGCACUUUGCCUUGGUACACUCGCGUUUCUCUACCAACACCUUCCCAUCUUGGGACCGUGCUCAGCCCCUGAGAUGGGCCGCUCACAACGGUGAAAUCAACACUCUCCGUGGUAACAAGAACUGGAUGCGCGCUCGUGAGGGUGUCAUGCAGUCUGACAUUUUCGGUGAUGAGCUCGAGGACCUCUACCCCGUCGUUGAGGAUGGUGGUUCUGAUUCCGCUGCCUUUGACAACGUGUUGGAGCUCCUCACCAUCAAUGGUGUUCUUUCUCUCCCAGAGGCCGUCAUGCUCAUGGUCCCCGAGGCCUGGCAGGGCAACAGUGCCAUGGACCCCAAGAAGGCCGCAUUCUACGAGUGGGCUGCUUGCCAGAUGGAGCCCUGGGACGGUCCUGCUCUCUUCACCUUUGCCGAUGGUCGUUUCUGCGGUGCCAACCUUGACCGUAACGGUCUUCGCCCUUGCCGCUUCUACGUGAUGGAUGAUGACCGCAUCAUCUGCGCUUCCGAAGUUGGUACCAUCCCCGUUGAGCCCGAAAGAAUCAUUCAGAAGGGCCGUCUGCAGCCUGGCCGCAUGCUUCUCGUCGACACUCACGCCGGUCGUAUUAUCGAUGACAGCGAGCUCAAGGCUGCUGUUUCCACCCGUCAGGACUUCAGAUCCUGGCUCGAUGAGAACCUGAUCACCAUGCCCAAUGUCUUGGAAAAGGUUGGCGAGGACAAGAGCGUUGUGCUCGCUGCCAAGCCUGAUGACUUCAAGCUCCAGGAGGACCCUCUUCUGCAUGCUUUCGGCUACACCUUUGAACAGGUCAGCUUGCUGCUCGCUCCGAUGGCCUCUGACGAGAAGGAGGCUCUCGGUUCCAUGGGUAACGAUGCUCCUCUUGCAUGCCUGUCUCAGGCCCCCAAGCUGCUCUAUGAGUACUUCCGUCAGCUGUUCGCUCAGGUCACCAACCCUCCUAUCGAUCCCAUCAGAGAGUCCAUCGUCAUGUCUCUAGAGUGCUAUGUCGGACCUCAGGGCAACCUUUUGGAGAUGGAUGCUUCCCAAUGCGGCAGACUCCUCCUGCCCAGCCCCAUCCUUUCCAUUGAGGAGUUCAAUGCCUUGAACAACAUGUCCAAGCUCUACCCCGAGUGGACCGUCAAGACCAUUGACAUCACCUUCCCCAAGACCGAGGGUGUCCAGGGCUACAUCAACCACCUUGACUACAUCUGCAAGGAGGCCACUGCCGCCAUCGAGGCUCGCGAUCGCAUCAUUGUCCUGACUGACCGCAACACAUCCAAGGAUCGCGUUGCUGUCUCUGCCCUGUUGGCUUCUGGUAUGGUUCACCAUCAUCUCGUUGCCAACAAGUGGCGUUCCAUGGCUGCUCUCGUCGUUGAGACUGCCGAAGCUCGUGAGGUUCACCAUAUGUGUGUGCUUCUCGGGUACGGUGUGGAUGCCAUCAACCCCUACCUUGCGAUGGAGUGCAUCCUCAAGCUCAACAAGGAGAAGCUCAUCAAGAAGAAGCUCACCGACGAGCAGCUAAUCCACAACUACAAGCACUCUGUUGACGGUGGUAUCUUGAAGGUCAUGAGCAAGAUGGGUAUUUCUACCCUCGCCAGUUACAAGGGUGCUCAGAUCUUCGAGGCUCUCGGUGUUGACGACAGCGUUGUCGACCGCUGCUUCCGCGGCACUGCCUCCCGCAUCAAGGGUAUCACUUUCGAGCUCAUUGCUGAGGACGCUUUCCGCCUCCACGAGCGUGGUUUCCCCUCGCGCUACACUGUUGGUGUUGCUGGCCUUCCCGAGUCUGGCGAGUACCACUGGCGUGAUGGUGGUGAAGCUCACAUCAACGACCCCACGUCGAUUGCCAAUAUCCAGGACGCCGUCCGCACCAAGAACGACAAGUCGUACGAGGCCUACUCCCGCUCCGAGUAUGAGCAGAUCAAGGCCUGCACGCUCCGUGGCAUGCUCGACUUCAAGUUUGAGGAGACCACUCCCAUCCCCAUCGAGCAGGUUGAACCCUGGACCGAGAUCGUGCGCCGCUUCUGCACUGGUGCCAUGUCUUAUGGUUCUAUUUCCAUGGAGUCUCACUCCACUCUCGCUGUGGCCAUGAACAGACUUGGUGGCAAGUCCAACACCGGUGAAGGUGGUGAGGAUCCUGAGCGCUCGCAGGUCAUGCCCAACGGCGAUACCAUGCGCUCUGCCAUCAAGCAGGUUGCCUCUGGCCGUUUCGGUGUCACGUCCGCCUACCUUGCCGACUCUGAUGAGCUUCAGAUCAAGAUGGCCCAGGGUGCCAAGCCCGGUGAGGGUGGUGAGCUGCCCGGCCACAAGGUCUCCAAGUCCAUUGCCCGCACUCGUCACUCGACCCCUGGUGUCGGUUUGAUCUCGCCUCCUCCUCAUCACGAUAUUUACUCGAUCGAGGAUUUGAAGCAGCUCAUUUACGACCUCAAGUGCUCGAGCCCUCGCUCGCGUGUGUCAGUGAAGCUUGUGUCCGAGACUGGUGUUGGUAUUGUUGCCUCUGGUGUCGCCAAGGCCAAGGCUGAUCACAUCUUGAUCUCUGGUCACGAUGGUGGUACCGGUGCUUCGCGCUGGACUGGUAUCAAGUAUGCCGGUCUCCCUUGGGAGUUGGGUCUUGCCGAGACUCAUCAGACUUUGGUCUUGAACGAUCUCCGUGGCCGUGUUGUUGUCCAGACUGAUGGUCAGCUCCGCACUGGUCGCGAUGUCGCCCUUGCUUGCUUGCUUGGUGCCGAGGAAUGGGGUUUCGCUACCACCCCCUUGAUUGCGAUGGGUUGCAUCAUGAUGAGAAAGUGUUUACAUCCCUCCACCACUGUCCGCACCCUCGCCGGCGUCACGACGAUUGCCGAGAUCAAUGUCGGCGACACCCUCCUCGACGACAACCACCUCCCGGUCCUGGUCCUCGCCGUGGAUGAGGUCAAGAGGGGCCCUAUGAAGGAGAUACACUACAAGGAGUUUGAUUCUCGUGAGAAGAAAAGCUUCAAGUGCACUCCUGAUCACAUCCUCCCCCUGCGGACAUAUGGCACUGCCCCCUCCCUUGUCUGCUCCCAGAAUGGGGACAAGGUCGACUGGCAGGUUUACUGGUUGACACGCUGUGACCGUUCCGGUCGUGAGAGAGAGUCGUGCAGUCUGAGGUGGGAUCAGGCUGCUCAUUUCCUCUACCGUGACCUUGUCGAUAGUCAGGACCAUACCCCGACUGAAGAGGAGGUCCAUAGCUAUGUCGACAGUCGUGUGGAAGCACAUUUUCACGCAGCCGGCCACGACGACAACCCCCCUGAGUUUGACGACUUUCUGCGCCAAAUUGCUAACCAGGAGCUUAAGAAUGAGCCUGGCCUGGUCAGAGAGGCACUGCAUAGUGCUGUGCAAGAAUAUUUGGACAGCAUACCAUCAGACGUUCCCAUGGAAGAUUUAGAGGUAGAUGAUGUCGAGCUGGUGGACCUCGGACCUGAGAUAGGACAACAGUUCCGCGACAUUGAGCUCCCGUCCUCGACAUAUGGAGGAUCUUACCGUCCUGGUUCUUCCCAGUAUACGUCCAGACCAAACUCGUCCCUUGGACACGCAGGGAACAACUCAAAUGGGGGCUCAUCACCACUAAUUCCCCUUGGGCAUCGCCCCUUCAGCCGUAGUCAGUCGGCGCUUACUGGAGGCAGCAAUGGACAGCCUUCGAGGAUGCCAGUAUUGCAUGAAGCAGAUGCUGCAUCAUCAGACGCUAUGUCAACCCUGGGCGAGUCAUCACUCAUGUCACUCCCAUCAGCUACUCUCGAUCGCUUCACCAAAUUGAGAAGUGGGCUGAAUAAUGGGUGCCAAUGCGGUGGUGUCCGGAGAAUCUGUCGUCGUUUCCCUACCGAGCAGCAAGGUCGCUUGGUAUAUGACUUGCUGAGGAGUGAACACCAUCAUCUCGUUGACCCUUAUAUUGUCAGAGAUGGUGAUGACUUCAGGAUGACCGUGACUCGGUACGAGGGGCUGUGCAGCAAGCAGGUCAAGAAGAAUCACUUGAAGCUUUACCGCGCCCCCCUUGCCUUUGCUCCUCACCCGGCCAACGUCCAGAGGUCCGUCCCCAUCGACCCCUGGCUCCUGGGCUUCUGGCUUGGUGAUGGGUCCACAGGCGGCCCGAUCGUCUCCAGCUCCGAUCUUGAGGUCAAAGUCUGGCUUCAUAGCCAUGUUGCGGAGCUCAACGCCAGCAGGCCAGCCGGGGCUCGCCCGCUCCACGUCAGCGAGCACCUCCAGCAGAAGGCUGGUGAUGCUAUUCCGGGGACUAAUCACUAUGCCAACCACAAUACUUACACAUAUAAGAUCUCCAGUCAGGAGGGGAUGCCUGGGUAUCACUGGAAUCCCAUCCAGGAUGGCCUCCGUUCCCUUGGUCUCCUUGGUGACAAGAGUGGUGGUAUCCCCGACUGCUACAAGACUGCGGAUGAGGCUACUCGGCUGGCUGUCAUCGCUGGCCUCAUCGAUUCUGAUGGCUGCUAUGUGAAGUCACACAAUACCUACCGUUUUACGCAGCGCACCGAUGAGCAUAGGAAAAUCGUGGAGGAUCUCCGCGACUUGGCACUGAGUUGCGGUAUCUCUGUCACAGGCAUUGACAGAGAAGUCAAUAACCAGAAGUUUGGGGAUGGGUGGUCAGAUAUUCCUGGCGAUGUCUUCAUUUGCUACCUUGGCAAGGGGUCUGCUAAGUUCCAGCAAUACCUCCUCAUGCCUCGCAAGAGGAUGAACAUGGCCAAGACCUAUCACACUGACGACGCCCGCCCCUUCACGGUCACAGACGUUGAGGAGGAUGAUUAUCGCGCGAUUCAGGUCUCAGGGUCCCUAUUUCAGCUUGGGAAUGGCCUUGUUACUCACAAUUGUCAUCUGAACACUUGCCCUGUCGGUAUCGCUACCCAGGAUCCUGAGCUUCGCAAGAAGUUCACUGGUACUCCCGAGCACGUCAUCAACUUCUUCUACUAUGUUGCCAACGAGCUCCGUGCCAUCAUGGCCAAGCUUGGCUUCCGCACCGUGAAUGAGAUGAUCGGUCGUGCUGAGGUCCUCAAGGUUCGCGAGGAUCUGCGCACCAACAAGACCGCUAACAUCGAUCUUUCUCUCAUUCUCACGCCUGCCCACAAGCUUCGCCCCGGUGUCGCCACCUUCAACGUCCGCAAGCAGGACCAUCGCCUCUACGUCCGCCUCGACAACAAGCUCAUCUCCGAGGCCGAGUUGACUCUUGACAAGGGUCUUCCCUCCCGCAUCGAGUGCGACAUUGUCAACACCGAUCGUGCCAUGGGUACUUCGCUCUCCUACCACGUCUCCAAGAGAUUUGGCGAGGCUGGUCUCCCCAUGGAUACCAUCCACGUCAACAUCAAGGGCUCAGCCGGUCAGUCCUUCGGUGCUUUCCUCGCUCCUGGUAUCACCUUGGAGCUCGAGGGUGAUGCCAACGACUAUGUCGGCAAGGGCUUGUCUGGUGGUCGCUUGAUCGUGUACCCUCCUCGCUCGGCCGUCUUCAAGGCUGAGGAGAACAUUCUCAUCGGCAACGUCUGCUUGUAUGGUGCUACCAGCGGUACUGCCUUCUUCCGUGGUGUUGCUGCUGAGCGUUUCGCCGUCCGCAACUCCGGUGCCACCGCUGUCGUUGAGGGUGUUGGUGACCACGGUUGCGAGUACAUGACUGGUGGCCGCAUCGUCAUUCUUGGCAGCACUGGCCGCAACUUCGCUGCCGGUAUGUCUGGUGGUAUCGCCUACGUCCUUGACAUCCACCAGGACUUCCUCACCAAGCUCAACACCGAGAUGGUGGAGGCUGGCCCCGUCGAGGACCCCGAGGAAGUUGCCUACCUCCGCGGUCUCAUCGAGGAUCACCACCACUACACUGGCUCCGAGCUUGCGGCCCGCAUCCUGGUCGACUUCAACCGCGCCCUUCCCCGUUUCAUCAAGGUCUUGCCUGUUGACUACAAGCGCGUCCUUGCCGAGGAGGCUGCUAAGGCUGCUGAGGCCAAGCGUGCUGAGUACAACCUUCCCAUCGUCUCUGGCGUUGAGCAGAAGAAGGAGGCCAAGAAGGAGGUCAAGAAGGAGCACACCGAGAAGCUUGCUGAUAUCGAAGAGAGCUUCGGUGACCAGACCCGUGAUAAGAAGAAGGCUCUUGUGCUCGACAAAACCAAGGGCUUCAUGAAGUACCAGCGCCGCUCUGAGAAGUACCGCAGCGCCAAGACGCGUGUCAAGGACUGGGCCGAGCUUUCUCAGAGACUCGACGAGGACGAGCUCAAGUAUCAGUCCGCUCGCUGCAUGGACUGCGGUGUCCCCUUCUGCCAGUCUGAUACUGGUUGCCCCAUCUCCAACAUCAUUCCCAAGUGGAACGAGCUUGUUUUCCAGAACCAGUGGCAGGACGCCCUCAACCGUCUCCUCAUGACUAACAACUUCCCCGAGUUCACUGGUCGUGUUUGCCCUGCUCCCUGCGAGGGUGCUUGCGUUCUCGGCAUCAACGAAGACCCCGUUGGCAUCAAGUCCAUCGAGUGCGCUAUCAUUGACAGAGGUUUCGAGAAGGGCUGGAUGGUUCCCAACCCUCCCGAGGUCCGCACCGGCAAGAAGGUUGCCAUCAUUGGCUCUGGUCCCGCUGGUCUUGCUGCCGCCGAUCAGCUGAACAAGGCUGGCCAUCUUGUCACCGUCUACGAGCGUGCUGACCGUCUUGGUGGUCUGCUCAUGUAUGGUAUCCCCAACAUGAAGCUUGACAAGCGCAUCGUCGACAGACGCACCAAGUUCAUGGCCGACGAGGGUGUCAUCUUCAAGACCGGUGUUUCCAUCGGCGACGAUAUCAAGCUGAUGGAUCUCAAGGCUGAGAAUGAUGCUGUCAUCAUCGCCACCGGUGCCACUGUCGCUCGUGACCUUCCCAUCAAGGGCCGCAACCUCGAGGGUAUCCACUUCGCCAUGGAGUUCCUUCACAAGAACACCAAAUCUCUGCUUGACUCCGAGCUGGCUGACGGUUCUUACAUCUCUGCCAAGGACAAGCACGUCGUUGUCAUUGGCGGUGGUGAUACCGGUAACGACUGCAUCGGUACCUCUGUCCGCCACGGUGCCAAGUCGGUUGUCAACUUUGAGCUGCUGCCUCAGCCUCCCCCGGAGCGUGCGCGCGACAACCCGUGGCCCCAGUGGCCCCGCAUCUACCGUGUCGACUACGGUCACACUGAGGUGGCUCAACACACAGGCAAGGACCCCCGUGAGUUCUGCAUCAUGUCGGAGGAGUUUGUCGACGACGGCAGCGGCAAGGUGAAGGGCAUCAACACCGUCCGUGUUGAGUGGACCAAGUCUGCCAGCGGUGGUUGGGACAUGAAGAAGGUUGAGGGUUCUCAGCAGUUCUUCCCUGCCGACCUCGUCCUCUUGUCCAUGGGUUUCUUGGGACCUGAGGCUCGUGUCUUGGGUGACGAGAUCGAGAAGGACGCUCGCAAGAACGUCAAGACUCCUGCUGGGAAGUACAGCACCAAUGUGGAGGGUGUCUUCGCGGCUGGUGACUGCCGUCGUGGACAGUCGCUUAUCGUUUGGGGUAUCAAUGAGGGUCGCCAGGCUGCUCGCGAGGUUGAUUUGUAUCUUGAGAAGAACACCAGCUUGCCUGUCACUGGUGGUAUUGUCAAGAGGACUGCUGAGGAGGUGUUUACUGCUAUUGCUUGAGCAACAGUGAACACAAUCGGGGGCGGUUGAAAGGAACGAUAAUGAUGACGAGGAAUGAAAGCAUGAGUUUCUCUCUCUCACACGGGUCAGAAGGGGGGGAAGCGUGAUCACACGACAUCAAAAAUUUUUCUCUCCAGCGAAUGGGAAUCAUGAUUUCUUUUUCUUUGAUGUGAUACCAUUUUUUUCGUUGUUCAUUGCAAGAACGUUAUCUGGCUGGUGGGGGAUGAUGGAUGAGAGGUGAAAUUUGUGGUAUUUCUUUUUCUCUUUGCUAUGUUUCUUCUGCUGGUUCGGGCGGGGGGUUGGCAUUUGGGAGCAUUUUCUGGUAGUUUUAUUUUCUUUUUUUCUUUUUUGUCGCUGUAGCAGUUUUGUUGCAAGGUUGUGUACAUAUUUCAUAUUUCAAAAUGAAAAGCUGUUCAAAUAG
Podospora pseudopauciseta is the source of this 10694-nucleotide messenger RNA. It is a transcript of the gene GLT1, whose product is annotated as glutamate synthase [NADH]. The transcript is spliced from 6 exons. Gene Ontology annotation, biological process: intein-mediated protein splicing. Gene Ontology annotation, molecular function: oxidoreductase activity, acting on the CH-NH2 group of donors, NAD or NADP as acceptor; iron-sulfur cluster binding; glutamate synthase activity. NCBI's taxonomy places the organism in Eukaryota, Fungi, Ascomycota, Sordariomycetes, Sordariales, Podosporaceae. The coding region runs from base 1865 to 10273 and encodes 2802 amino acids. The record is from RefSeq and is a predicted model, not a curated record.